UUCAGUUCGCCGACGCGGCAACGUCGACGAACAUUGCUACCGUGCCGUUUAAGCCGGUUUUAUACCGGUUUCAUCCGUUACACCGCAGCCAGACCCUCGCAAACAUGCAUCGACCGGGUUAGUGUCGCGAGUGAGAGCACACGCUCGAAAGUUUGUUUUACCGAGCAAUGUGCCUGUGUCGGUGCGUGUCUGAAAGUGGAACGGGAAUCGCAAUUUCUUACGACAUCUGAGCCGGAAAGCCGACAAGUAAGAUGAGCAAUUCCUCUUUGUUCCCGGUGAUUAUGCAAUUUCUACGAUCGUUCUGCGGUGACACGCGUUGCAAAAAGCUACGGCCUCUAAUCUGUUAACGUCAGACGAAUUCUCGAGACCCGAAAGAGAGUGACGAAUAGAACGGAUUCCGGCUCGGAUGUGCGUGCCACUCACGCUGCAUCGUGCAGCAUUGAGCGAUCGCAUCGGGCCUUAAGAUACCGACAGGUGAUUUUCCGCGCGUCCGUAUCGCCGCUCUUGAGAAAUUAAUUCGACUUCUAUCACCGAUAAGCCGGUUCCGCGAUUAUUUAUAACAUGAAACGAUGAUACCGCGAUGCAAGCUGUUUAUAUAAGGCUGAGUCGGCGGUUCAGUCACGCAGCGAUGUACCGUCAUCGUCGGUAUCCGUUUCGAGAAUAGUGAGCGAGUCAGCCGUAAAUUGUAAACAACAUCGUGAUCUUCAAUGUCGAGUGCGCAUUGAGAGAGUACGUUUUGUGCGGAAUGGUCUGUGUAGAACACAUUGAUCAUACUAAAAGGAAAAUAAAAAAGAACGGAAGGAAACGGGCGUUGCUGCAACCUCAACCACGAUUUGUCUAAAAGCGAAAUCUCGCCGGAGAAAUUCGCGAUUAGUGAUUUUGGAAAUCCCCCCGGCGCGGCCAUUCUCGCCACAAGUAAAUCGAGACGUUCUGUCGACGUUACAUCCGCGGGAAGCUAUUAUUCUUGGAGAAAUUAAUCACUGUUAACGCUAAUCGUCCGUCCUGUUCCCCGAGGAGUAUUUGCUCAUCAUUCGCGGAAUCGUCACGACGACGCUUGCGAUCUUUUCCACUGGACCGAGAGCGAUAAUAAAAUGGUCAAGUGGUACGAGAGAGAUAAAUGCCGGGACUUCGUGGUGCAGAGGUUACCGGUUCUCGGCUGGCUACCGCGAUACAAGCCCGCGUGGCUGCUGCAAGAUGCGUUGGCCGGUGUCACGGUCGGCCUCACAGCUGUGCCGCAAGGCAUCGCUUAUGGUAUCGUCGCCGGCUUGAGUCCUGAGUACGGACUGUACUCGUCGUUCAUGGCAUCCUUUGUGUACAUCGUUUUCGGUUCAUGUGAGAACAUUACUAUUGGACCAACGGCUAUUAUGGCCAGCAUGAUUCAAGAUUUGGUCGCGCAUUACGGCGCCGACAUGGCUGUACUAAUCGCUUUCCUGAAGGGAUGCAUCAUCGCGCUUCUAGGAAUUUUCCAUUUAGGUUUUCUAUUGGACUUCAUAUCGCUGCCGGUGAUCACCGGCUUUACCGCGGCCGCGGCGAUCAACAUAGCGUCUUCGCAAUUUAAGUCGCUCUUGGGUAUCCCCGGCAGAAGCGAGAGCUUCCUGGAUUCUCUGAUCGCGAUCUUCAAGAAUCUCCAUCAGAUCCGAUACCAAGACACUGUGCUGGGCAUUGGGACGAUCGUUGUGUUAGUUCUGCUUAAGAAUGUACCGGGGCGGCGCGUAGGAAAUGUUCUUCAGAAAACAGGCUGGAUUGUCGCUUUGUCGCGCAAUGCGUUCGUCGUCAUUGCAGGCACCGUCAUGGCGUACGUCUUUUAUAUCAACGGAAUGCAGCCUUUCAAAUUAACGGGAUCGAUGGGUCAGGGUCUGCCGGUGUUCAAGCCUCCGCCGUUCUCCACGACCUUCGAGAACCGCACGUACAAUUUUGUGGAGAUGGCUAGCGCGAUGGGCACGAGACUGUUCUCGAUACCGGUCGUGUCGACGAUCGAGCACAUCGCCAUCGCGAAAGCCUUCGCGAAGGGCAAAGCUCUGGACGCCACGCAGGAGAUGAUCGCCCUAGGAGUCUGCAAUAUUUUUGGGUCGUUCGUCCGAUCGAUGCCGGUGACCGGGUCUUUUACACGUACGGCCGUCAAUCACGCGUCAGGCGUGAGAACCCCGUUAGGAGGGAUAUUUACGGGCGUUCUGGUGCUGCUCGCGGUCAGCCUCUUGACUUCCACCUUCUACUUCAUACCGAAGGCAACUCUGGCUGGCCUCAUCCUAGUCGCGAUGUACUACAUGUUGGAUUUUCCGACGUACGUCAUGCUCUGGCGCGCCAGAAAGGUCGAUUUCUUCGUGAUGGUGCUGACAUUGGUCCCGAGCGUUUUUCUCGGUUUGGAGAUAGGCAUCUUGAUCGGCAUCGUCGUCAAUCUCAUGGCGUUGCUGUAUUUCUCAGCACGGCCUUCCAUCCAGACGCAAAUCGAACAGAUCUCGGGAGAAACCGUAAUAAUCGUGACACCUGAAGAGGCAGUGACAUUUCCAGCGGCGGAGCGUCUGCGUGCUAACAUAAUGAAGCUUUCCGGAGAGAGUGAAUGCAACGUGAUACUUGAUUGUAAGAACCUGAAGAGGCUCGACGUUACGGUCGCUAAGAAUAUGAAGCUGCUGGCCAAGGAUCUUUCGCUACAUGAACAAAGGAUCACCUGCAGUAAUUGCUCUGAACAUGUGACCGCCAUCCUGAGGGUCGUAGCACCGGAACUAUUAAAUAUCAAGAGAGAUGGGGACGGGGGAUAACCACGGCUGAAGAAAGAAACGACCUCUCUUUCUGUUUCUCUCUGUCUCCCUGAACGACACAAAUGUGAUUGCCUGAUUUCAGGCACCGCACGAGGCUAAUAAAUAUAAAUGCAAUCGCCCGGUCAUUAGGCGACGUUGUACGACGUUGCUUUUCUUAGAUAGAUGUUAUCGACAACGUUAAAUUUCACACGUUCCUCUUCGCCUCGAGUGCGUUUCCCAUACUUCACAUGUGCUUGAAAGCACCACUACUCGGAAACAUUAAUCGUUCGAACGUUACAGAUAUUCAUAAUAUUAUACAAUUCGUCGAUUCAAAGCGAGAAUUAUUCGUAUCCUCCGUGAAGACAUGUUAAAUUUACGGGUAACGAGUAACAAGUUCGUGAGAUUUCUAAUACGCGUGUAUAGCCUGAUUUAUAUCCUGGAUAUAAAAAGAAUCUGUGAAUAAAAAUUAUUUCCCUCCGAA
Molecule: messenger RNA, 3216 nt
Organism: Dinoponera quadriceps
Lineage: Eukaryota; Metazoa; Arthropoda; Insecta; Hymenoptera; Formicidae
Product: sodium-independent sulfate anion transporter-like
Exons: 12
Coding region: 1092-2756 (554 amino acids)
Biological process (GO): transmembrane transport
Cellular component (GO): membrane
Molecular function (GO): sulfate transmembrane transporter activity
Source: RefSeq, a predicted model, not a curated record